Molecule: messenger RNA, 932 nt
Organism: Phoenix dactylifera (date palm)
Lineage: Eukaryota; Viridiplantae; Streptophyta; Magnoliopsida; Arecales; Arecaceae
Product: WD repeat protein
Source: RefSeq, a predicted model, not a curated record
AAAUUCUAUAUUUGGAUUUGCGACUCUUAAAGAGGGAGAUCGGAUGGACUGUACUGAUACCUAGAAACGACGACGAAGAAAACGAGAUGGCCGACGAAGGCGAGAGGGGAGAAUCGAUCGUGCCCUGCGAAGAAUCUUCGCCAAACCCUAACCCUAGAUCAGUCGAGACCAAGGUCCCGGAGGUGGAGGUCCACCUCUUCCGGCAAGGGCGAGGGCCGAUCGACGUCUUCCGAUCGAAGCUGGGCGGGUGGGAUCAGGACCGCCUCGAGGUCCAGGACAUACUCGACAAGUAUGGACUCAAAUCCCUAUUCGCCUUCAAUCCCUCCUCCGGGCGGGGCGUUCCCAUCCGCUUCAGCCCUCGGAACGGCCGCUCCCUUCUCUCCUACUCCGACGGAUCCGUCGUCUGCAUCGACGGAGAGCCCAAGGAUUCAUUGGUAAAACCUGUUACAAAGAUUCUGAUCGGGACGGCAGUGUUGACUCUUCUUAUAGCCGUGUUCUUGAAAGAAACUCCAGAAUGGUUUCAGACAUUGACAUCGAGAUUCUCUGGUGGAUCCUUCCCACCAUGGAUCCUUGCGUGCGUGGUUAUAGUUUUCACUCGGCUGAGGAAGAGAACUAAGGAUGUAUUGAAGAAGUUCGGAUGGUGAUUAUAUGAUCCAAGGUAAUUGUUUUGCAGAAGCUUACAGAACUCUCUUGCAUUGUUUAAUUCUUGGUUGAUUAGAUUGUGUUCUCGAGUUUACUUGGUUUGAAGAGCCUUAGGAUACCACUCGUCGGAGUUUACCUUGGAUUUGAUUUGUAUGGUGUAAAAGAAUUCAAUGUAACCAAUCGCUACAAAAAGUGUUUGGAAAAAUUUGCUGGUGCUUUAGGAUGAUUUUGCAUUCAUGUUUGAUGAACCUAUGCCAGUAUAUCUCAGCAAUAUUUUUUGUUAUUUAACA